GUAUAGUAAAUCAGAGCAAGGAUCGAGCAACGUUUGCUUAAAAGUCACUGCAAAUAUUUGAGUCGAAAUGAAUUGAAAAAUAAAUUCGUUUUUAAGUCAGGCGUGGGCCACAGCUUGGUCAAGAGUAUUAGCGACAGACUUUGUGCAAGGCGCACAUGCAAAUCCUUUUGCCUGUGUACUUGCCAAACAGGACAUCAUGCAGCGCACUUUUGCUCAUUAGCUGCCAGCCGAAAGAUGGCAAAAGCACGCAGGAUCAAUUGGCUGCAACAAGUGGCUGUGCGUGUGUGUGGGCAUGAGCGUGUGCGUGUGUGUGUUAAUAACACCAACUGCUGCAGGCUUUCUUGUUGGCCUCAACAUGGCAUUUUUAUGUUCAAUAAUUACAACAACAAGGACGUAAAUCACAGAUUGGAAAAAAGCAUUUCACUGUUGCCCCGCCCACCCGGCCGCCGCCGCCGCUUGGCCGCUGCUCGGCCACCCACUUGAGAUUAACAAGCGUUAGUAAUGUUUCAUUAUUGUAAAACAAAAGCAAAAAAGUAACAAAAAAUAAAAUAAUGACUGAAGGCGGGAGCAAAAAAUCGUCUAUAAAAGCGGGCAGCGCAUCAGGCGAACGUUUCAGUUGAAAUUUCAAAGUGCGCUCAAGUGCAAGCCCCGAAAAACUAAAAGGGAGAAGGAACUGCUGCUAAUUAAGGCUACCUGGCUAUAGCGAGAAGGACAUCCAUCGAUAUGCUGCGCCGUCAACGCCGCCUGCAGCUGGACAACAGAUGCAACAGGAGCUGUAGGAGCAGCGGCAGCAGCAGCUGGCGGAGUCGCAACUAUUUGCCUGGUCUGCUGAUUGUGCUGCUCGUCCUACUCCAGAGCUUCGAGCUGCAUAUGUGCCGGCAAUUGAUGGGCGUAACAGCGCACAGGCGACACGAUGCGGAUAAGGAGGCGCCGUUGCUGCCACUCGAGAAACGAGCCAUCGCACCGACCACCGUUAGCCAGCCGGAGGAGAUUUUCAGUGCGCCCAACGAUGCGGCUGACAUGAGCUAUGAUGAGUAUCCGAUGGUGGUGCCGAAGCGUGCUGCCUUAUUGCUGGACCGCCUGAUGGUGGCCCUGCAUCAUGCGCUGGAGAACGAACGUGAGGGUCAUCGCAUAGGCGAGUUCUAUGCGAACAAGAACAUGGUACAAAUGAAGCCUGCGGACUACAGAAAUGCUUUGCAGCAGCAGCAACAGCAGCAGCAGCUACAAGCAGCAGAGGAUGUUGGCAAUCAGCCAUUGAGUGGCCACAGCUUUCACAUGUAUAGCGAUGAUGAUCCUGGCGUGAUGUUGGACUACGAUUUCAAAGAUCUAAAUCAAAUAAAUCGCGCAACGGGCGAAACUCAUGUGGCAAAUGGUGUAAGAAAAUUUCAGUUAAUGGCAAAGAGCUUUCAGAGAAGAGCCGGCACAACUGCGGUUGGCAUCGAUGCUGCGUCAGCGGCUGCAGCUGGACCUGGAGCUGGUCCUGGUCCUGGUGCUAGUCCCGGCCUCAGGCGCAUCCAUCACGUUUCCAAUGGAGGUGGUCGCAUGUAUUGGCGCUGCUAUUUUAAUGCCGUUAGCUGUUUCUAAUCCAACCUACUAACCAACCAACCAACCAACCAUUAAACCUAACCAAUUGAAACUCCAUUCAAAAAACAACCAAUUGGCUCCAGGUUCGGCUCCAGCUUAUUGACAUCUUCAUUUCCAGUGUUUUGCGUUUCCUUGGCUGCUAUGAAAGUUGUUCGCAUGAUUAACUGAAAU
Messenger RNA from Drosophila hydei, 1755 nucleotides. RefSeq lists its product as uncharacterized. The record is from RefSeq and is a predicted model, not a curated record. Lineage: Eukaryota; Metazoa; Arthropoda; Insecta; Diptera; Drosophilidae. Bases 724 to 1584 code for a protein of 286 amino acids. The transcript has 4 exons.